ACCAAACAGCACCGGCCAAAACUCCCGACCCUGAAAAUCACAACUUCGAUUCUCCUGGAGUCAAUUCGAUCCAAUUACCACAAAGCUCACGCUUGGUUUUAAGGGGGCUGAUAGAACACGAGAAACCAGGAGCAGCAUCGGCUUUGGUUGCCUAUUGAAUUCCAUUUCCUUUUCGAUUCUCAAAACCCUAAAGCGCUCGUAACCCUCCGGUUUCCUAUUUCGUUCCGUUAGCUCUCUCUUCACAUCCUUUCUUUCUCGCGCUUUAUUACAUCGCUUGCACUUUUGGCUACCGCUCUGCUAUACGGCUAAGGUAAUGUAUGAAGAAAUCUGAUGUUUGCAGAGGAGUUUGGUCAGCUUAGGAUGACAGAGCCUUCCAAGGUUAUUCAUAUUCGGAAUGUGGGGCACGAGAUAAAUGAGAAUGAUCUUCUUCAAUUGGUGCAGCCCUUUGGCGUGGUCAUGAAGCUUGUCAUAUUAAGAGCAAAAAAUCAGGCUCUUAUUCAGAUGCAUGAUGUUUCUACUGCUGCUAACGUCCUGCAGUAUUAUGAGACUGUCCAACCAAGCAUUAGGGGAAGGAAUAUCUACAUGCAAUUCUCAUCACAUCAAGAACUAACAACAACAGAUCCCAACUCUUUAGGCACCAAAGGUGGUGAGCAGGGAAUGGAGCCCAAUAGAAUUCUCUUAGUUACUGUACAUUCAAUGCUCCACCCCAUAACUGUGGAAGUGCUGCAUCAAGUUUUUUCUCCAUAUGGGUUUGUGGAAAAGAUUGUCACCUUUCAUAAAUUGGCAGGUUUUCAAGCUCUUAUUCAAUAUCAUUUACAUCAGAGUGCUCUACAAGCAAAGAUUGCUUUGCAGGGGCGGAAUAUAUACGAUGGUUGUUGUCAGCUUGACAUACAAUUUUCCAAUUUGAAUGAGUUGCAAGUCAACUACAACAAUGACCGUUCAAGGUAAUAUUAAUGAUCUUAUGAUUUGUAUGAUUUAAGAUGAUAUUAGUAAUAUUAUUAUUA
Dendrobium catenatum is the source of this 1004-nucleotide messenger RNA. RefSeq names its product polypyrimidine tract-binding protein homolog 3. Gene Ontology annotation, molecular function: mRNA binding. The transcript is spliced from 8 exons. Gene Ontology annotation, biological process: regulation of RNA splicing. Bases 331 to 948 code for a protein of 205 amino acids. Gene Ontology annotation, cellular component: nucleus. The record is from RefSeq and is a predicted model, not a curated record. NCBI's taxonomy places the organism in Eukaryota, Viridiplantae, Streptophyta, Magnoliopsida, Asparagales, Orchidaceae.